CUCUAUAAAAGCACAGACCUGACAGCUAGCAUCCUGAGUGGAAACCUCCUCUGCAUUUGCUUGCAACCCACCGCAGAAAAUAAAAUCGGCCUGAACCCCAGCUUUUCAGAAUUGCAGGGAAACAGCCAUCAUGAGUAAUAAUGCUGAUGAGGAUCAGAUCAAGGAUAAGCUGCAACAGUUGAGAUGUCACUUUACAUGGGAGUUGGUCAUUAACGACACUGAAAUACCUGAUUUAGAAAACAGGGUCUUGGAGCAGAUUGAGUUCCUAGACACCAAAUACAACGUGGGAAUACACAACUUACUGGCCUAUGUGAAACACCUGAGAGGCCAGAAUGAGGAAGCCCUGAAGAGUUUGAAAGAAGCUGAAGACUUAACCCAGCAAGAACAUGCCAACCAAUUAGACGUGAGAAGUCUGGUUACCUGGGGCAACUAUGCCUGGCUGCAUUACCACAUGGGCCGACAUGCAGAAGCCCAGAUUUACCUGGAUGAGGUGAAGAACGCUUGCAGGAAGCUUGCAAAUUCCUCCAGCUAUAGAAUGGAGUGUCCUCAUAUGGACUGUGAGGAAGGAUGGGCCUUGCUGAAAUGUGGAGGAAAGAAUUAUGAGCGGGCCAAGGUCUGCUUUGAAAAGGCUCUGGAAGUGGACCCUGAAAACCCUGAAUUCAGCACUGGGUAUGCAAUCACCGUCUAUCGCCUGGAGGGCUUUCACAAAGCAGCACAGGAGACUGGGGCAUUUUGUCUGAAUACCCUAAAACAGGCUGUCAGGCUAAAUCCAAACGAUGCAUAUAUUAAGGCUCUCCUUGCCCUGAAGCUUCAAGAUGUAGGACAAGAAUCUGAAGGAGAAAAAUACAUUAAAGAAGCACUGACCAAUGCGUCCUCGAAGAUCUAUAUCCUUCGAUAUGCUGCCAAGUUCUACCGAAGAAAAGGCUCUCUGGAUGAAGCUCUUCAGUUCUUAAAACUGGCCUUGAAAGCAACACCCUCCUCUGUCUUCCUGCAUCACCAGAUGGGGCUUUGCUACAAGUCACAAGUGACCCAAAUAAAGAGAGCUACAAACUGGCAGCCUAAAGGACAGGAUAAAGAAAACAUCAACAGAAUAAUACAAUCAGCCAUACGUCAUUUUGAAUUUGCUGUGCAAAAAAAGCCCACAUUUGAGGUGGCUUACAUAGACCUGGCAGAAAUGUACACAGAAGCAGGUGACCACAAAAAAGCUGAAGAUGUUUAUCAAAAGGUGUUAUGCAGGGAAUCACUCGACACAUCUAUGCUGCAACAGGUACAUUUCUAUUACGGCCGAUUUCUGGAAUUUCAAAAAAAAUCUGAAGUUGAUGCAAUCAGCCAUUAUUUAAAAGCAGUAAAAAUAGAAAACGCAUCAUUAGGAAGGGAUAAAAGUAUCAAUUCUUUGAAGAAAUUGGCUUUAAGGAAACUUCAGAGAGAUGCAUCAGAUAUAGAAAGCUUGUGCAUCCUUGGGUUCAUCCACAAAGUAAAAGGAGAAAUGAAUGAAGCCCUGGAGUAUUACGAGCAGGCCCUGAGGCUGGUUCCUGUCUUGGAGAACUCUGUGCUUGUGACCUGUAGGGAUUGAAAUAUGGACCACUCUUACAUAUCAUUUGAUUUUACGUCAACAUAUACUAAUCAUCUUUUCUGCUUGCUGCUUUCAGAAACAUAUUAUGUAAUUCACUACAAUGAUGUAAUCUUUGAACAAUUACUCAAACCUGAUAGAACAUUGGUUGCAUUGAGAAAAUAGUGAAACAGACUAUACAGGUCUCCGUGUGUGUGAGAGAGAGAGGAAGAGAGAGAAGAACCACUUCUCUGUGAAUGUUAUACAGUAGAAAAAAAAAAAGUUUGUUGAGUAGAUUUGUAGCAAAUAAAACACUGGACUUGACAUGGAACCAACCUAAAUGUCCAUCGACAGAUGAAUGGAUA
Molecule: messenger RNA, 1914 nt
Organism: Balaenoptera musculus (blue whale)
Lineage: Eukaryota; Metazoa; Chordata; Mammalia; Artiodactyla; Balaenopteridae
Product: interferon-induced protein with tetratricopeptide repeats 1-like
Exons: 2
Coding region: 131-1573 (480 amino acids)
Biological process (GO): defense response to virus
Cellular component (GO): cytosol
Molecular function (GO): protein binding; RNA binding
Source: RefSeq, a predicted model, not a curated record